AUGUCGACCCCAUUGACCAACGGCGAGAAGCCGCACUCCAAAGUCAUCUCUCACAUCACCUCCUACCCCGUCGUCUCCGACUCCAUCAGCACUUACAAGUCGAACCCAUACGGCAAGAAGUCCAUCGAUCUCGCCAACACCGCCUACUCCAAGUUCGGCUCGCCCCUCCUACCAUACCUCCAGACUCCUUACAGCUACGUCGCCCCGUACGUCGAGAAGGCCGACUCGUUCGCCGACAGCACUCUCUCUACCGUCGAAUCAAAGUUCCCUAUUGUCAAGGAAGACACCCAAAAAGUCAAGGGCACCAUUGUCGACUUCGCUUUCUUCCCGCUACGUCUGGCUGGCUCAGGCAAGGACUACGUCUUCGGCACCUUCAACGACGAGUACAAGAAGACCGGUGGCGACGAUGGCAUCUUUAAGCUGGCCAAAGCCACCAUCUCGACCGAGCUGAAGGUUGGCCACGACACAUUGAACUACAUCAUCUCGUACUGGAACAAGGGCAAGGAGGUUGCCGCAGAGAAGAAGAACCAGGUUACGGAAUAG
This is a messenger RNA of Mytilinidion resinicola, 543 nucleotides long. RefSeq lists its product as uncharacterized. The transcript has 2 exons. The coding region runs from base 1 to 543 and encodes 180 amino acids. The record is from RefSeq and is a predicted model, not a curated record. Lineage: Eukaryota; Fungi; Ascomycota; Dothideomycetes; Mytilinidiales; Mytilinidiaceae.